Prorocentrum cordatum is the source of this 1487-nucleotide messenger RNA. The record is from the annotation of a GenBank genome assembly. Lineage: Eukaryota; Dinophyceae; Prorocentrales; Prorocentraceae.
GCUGGGAUCAGCGCGUGCGAGAAGGGCGAGCAGUGGCAGGGGGCGCUGGCGCUGCUCAGCGACAUGCGGGAGGCGGGGCCGGAGCCGGACGUCAUCAGCUACAGCGCUUUGAUCAGCGCGUGCGAGAAGGGCGAGCAGUGGCAUCGGGCUCUGGCACUGCUGGGCGAGGUGCGGGAGGCGAAGCUGGAGCCCAACCUCAGCUACAACGCUGGGGUUAGCGCGUGCGGGAAGGGCGAGCAGUGGCAGCGGGCUCUGGCGCUGCUGCGCGAGAUGCGGGAGGCGACGCUGGAGCCCGACGUCAUCUUCAGCUACACUGCUGGGAUCAGCGCGUGCGAGAAGUGUGAGCAGUGGCUGCGGGCUCUGGCGCUGCUGAGCGAGAUGUCGGAGGCGGGGCUGGAACCGAGCGUCAUCACUACAACGCUGGGAUCAGCGCGUGCGAGAAAGCGCGUGCGAGAAGGGCGAGCAGUGGCAGCGGGCUUUGGGGCUGUUACGCGACAUGUGGGAGGCGAAGCUGACUCCCGACGUCAUCUGUACUACAAUUCUUGCGCUGGGAUUAGCGCGUGCCAGAAGGGCGACCAGUGGCUGCGGGCUCUGGCGCUGCUCAGAGACAUGUGGGAGGCGAAGCUGAAACCCAACGUCAUCUUCAGUUACAGCGCCGGGAUCAGCGCGUGCGAGAAGGGCGGGCCGUGGCAGUGGGCUCUUUCGUUGCUCAGGGAUAUGUCGGAAGCGAAGCUAAAGUCGGACGUGAUUGCUUACAACGCUGGGAUCAGCGCCUGUGGGAAAGGCGAGCAGUGGCAGCAGGCUCUGGCGCUUCUAAACGAGAUUUUUGCAGCGAAGCUAGAGCCCGACGUCGUCAGCUGCAGCGCUGGGAUCAGCGCGUGCGAGAAGGGCGAGCAGUGGCAGCAGGCGCUCGCGCUUUUCAGCAAUAUACGUGAUGCGAAGCUUGAGGCCAACGUCAUCUGUACUACAAGCGCUGGGAUCAGCGCGUGCGAGAAGGGGGGGCAGUGGCAGCGUGCUCUGGCGCUGCUGGGCGAGAUGCGGGAGGCGAAGCUGCUGCCCGACGUCACCUUCAGCUACAGCGCUGGGAUCAGUGCGUGCGAGAAGGGCGAGCAGUGGCAGGCGGCUCUGGAGCUGCUGAGCGAGAUGCGGAAGGCGAAGCUGAAGCCCAACUCAGCUACAGCGCUGGGAUGAGCGCCUGCGACAAGGGCGAGCAGUGGCAGCGGGCUCUGGCGCUGCUGAGCGAGAUGUGGGAGGCGAAGCUAGUGCCCAACGCCAUCAGCUAUACCGCUGGGAUCAGCGCUUGCGGGAAGUGCCAGCAGUGGCAGCGGGCUCUGGCGCUGCUGAGCGAGAUGUGGGAGGCGAUGCUGGGAUCCGACAUCACCAGCUGCAGCGCUGGGAUCAUCGCGUGCGCACAGGGCGAGCAGUGGCAGCGGGCUCUGGCGCUGCUGAGCGAGAUGUGGGAGACGAGGCUGAAGCCAGACGUUAUC